Molecule: messenger RNA, 642 nt
Organism: Paecilomyces variotii
Lineage: Eukaryota; Fungi; Ascomycota; Eurotiomycetes; Eurotiales; Thermoascaceae
Product: ras-related protein RSR1
Exons: 8
Coding region: 1-642 (213 amino acids)
Biological process (GO): signal transduction
Cellular component (GO): plasma membrane
Molecular function (GO): GTPase activity; GDP binding; GTP binding
Source: RefSeq, a predicted model, not a curated record
AUGCAGCCACGACGAGAAUAUCAUAUCGUCGUGUUAGGUGCUGGUGGAGUCGGGAAGAGCUGUCUUACCGCCCAGUUUGUACAGAAUGUCUGGAUAGAGAGCUACGAUCCUACAAUCGAGGAUUCGUACCGCAAACAGAUCGAAGUAGACGGCAAACAAUGUAUCCUGGAGAUCCUUGAUACUGCAGGCACAGAGCAAUUCACUGCUAUGAGAGAGCUCUACAUGAAGCAAGGGCAGGGAUUCCUCCUUGUCUUCUCCAUAACUAGCAUGUCUUCCCUCAACGAGCUGUCAGAGCUCCGGGAGCAGAUUAUCCGCAUCAAGGACGAUGAUCAAGUGCCUCUUGUGAUAGUCGGAAACAAGUCAGACCUGGAGGAAGACCGCGCUGUAUCACGCGCCAAAGCAUUUGCUCUCUCCCAGAGCUGGGGCAAUGCUCCCUACUACGAGACAUCCGCUCGUCGCAGGGCCAACGUGAACGAAGUCUUUGUAGACCUCUGUCGACAGAUCAUCAGAAAAGAUCUACAAGCCACCCAAUUGAGACAGAAUGAAAACCCCUUGCGCAAGCGCGAAGGGCCCAACCGUCAUGAUCGCAAGCGAGAGAGAAAGCGAGACUCCAAACGUAAGGGGCCCUGUGUGAUUUUAUGA